AUGAGAACCUCCCACCGCCGCGCCGUCCCCGUGACAAACACACGCACAAAGCCCUCCUUCUUCUCACGCAUCACUGGCCGCCGCGCCGCACCCCGUGGCACCACCACCACUACCACAACCACCACCACCCGCCGCACCCACCGCGGCGGUGCUGGCCGCACUGCGGCCCCGGUGCAUCAGCAGAGACGUCGCCCAAGUAUCGGUGAUAAGAUCAGCGGUGCGCUGAUGAAGUUGAGGGGCAGCUUGACUAGACGCCCGGGAAUGAAGGCUGCCGGGACAAGGAGAAUGAGAGGGACUGAUGGAAGAGGGAGCCAUGCGGCGACUACGAGGACUACGAGACGGUACUAG
Messenger RNA from Morchella sextelata, 348 nucleotides. RefSeq lists its product as uncharacterized. The record is from RefSeq and is a predicted model, not a curated record. Lineage: Eukaryota; Fungi; Ascomycota; Pezizomycetes; Pezizales; Morchellaceae. The transcript is spliced from 2 exons. The coding region runs from base 1 to 348 and encodes 115 amino acids.